AUGCGCCUUAACCCAGCUAAAUGCAUGUUUGGAGUCACAGCCGGAAAAAUGCUCAGAUUCAUGAUUACCACCCGAGGUAUCGAGGUUGACCCGUCAAAAAUCAAGGCGAUUCUGGAGAUGGAACCGCCACGCUCCGAAAAGGAUGUGAGGAGUUUUCUCGGCAAGGUACAAUUUAUCAGUCGGUUCAUUGCCAAACUAACUUCAACUUGUGAACCAAUCUUUCACCUGCUCAAGAAAGGUGUGCCAUUCAAAUGGGACGAUAAGUGCCAGAAGGCUUUCGAAGCAAUCCGAGCUUAUUUACGAAGUCUGCCAGUGUUGACACCCCCCGUGUCGGGAAAUCCUUUGAUCCUAUACCUGUCAGGCACUCCAUCCUCUAUGGGUUGUAUGUUGGCGAAGGAAGGAGACAAUGGAGUUGAAAGGGUUGUCUACUAUCUGAGUAAAAAGAUGGUGGGAUGUGAAGAGCGUUAUACUCCGUUGGAAAAAACGUGCUGGGCACUCGUCUGGGCUUCUAAAAAGUUAAGACAUUACAUGCUAGCCUACCCAGUGAGGUAUGUUACUAGGAAAUUCAUAAAAGGAAGAGCUGUUGCUGAAUUCCUGGCUGACUGCCCAGUUGAAGGAGGCGAAGAUGUCGAGUUUCAGUUUCCCGAUGAAGACAUAAUGACUCUAACUGAGGAUGUUUGGAAGUUAUACUUUGAUGGCGCUGUGAAUCAGAAAAGGUUUGGAAUUGGCAUGUUGCUAGUAGCACUCGACAGGUCUCAUAUUUUGCUCACCUUCAAGCUAAAUUUUGAGGUCACCAACAAUGAAGCGGAAUAUGAGGCUUGCAUUGUGGGUAUGGAAACGGCAAUUGAGAUCGGUAUAGAGAAAUUGGAAGUGGUGGAAGAUUCCAACUUGGUAGUAUCACAGGCCAAUGGAGACCGGAAAGUCAAGGAGAAAAAACUGAAGCCAUACCAUCAGAACCUCAAAGACCUCAUCCCCCAUUUCAACAAGGUGACUUUCACUCAUAUACCAAGGCUCGAAAAUCGAUUUGCAGAUGCCUUGGCAACUUUAGCGUUCAUGGUCGAAAUCUCUCUCGGUGUGAAGCUAAAGCCAAUUGUAAUCGAACAAAGGGAGACACCAGUAUACCAGCAUGUCAUGGCUGUGGAUGAGCCCGAUGAUGGUCACCCUUGGUAUUAUGACAUUUGGAGAUUUGGGGAAACAGGAGAAUACCCCAUUGAAGCAAGCAAGAAAGACAAAAUCGCCCUCCACAGGAUGGCAGCUCAAUACAUCAUCUGCAGAGGAAAUCUAUAUCGAAGGUCACCCUACGGCAUGCACAAGUUAUGCAUCCAUGGCACAGAAGCAAAAAGGGUAAUGGAGGAGAUUCAUGAAGGUGUGUACGGCCCUCACAUGAAUGGCAUAAUGCUUGCCAAGAAGAUCCUUAGGUAG
Rhododendron vialii is the source of this 1422-nucleotide messenger RNA. RefSeq lists its product as uncharacterized. Gene Ontology annotation, molecular function: RNA-DNA hybrid ribonuclease activity; nucleic acid binding. The record is from RefSeq and is a predicted model, not a curated record. The transcript is spliced from 2 exons. Bases 1 to 1422 code for a protein of 473 amino acids. NCBI's taxonomy places the organism in Eukaryota, Viridiplantae, Streptophyta, Magnoliopsida, Ericales, Ericaceae.